AUUUUGGGCCUUGUAAUGGCGGCCUUAGGGCCUGUCGCAGCAGCGGAGGAGGAAGAAGCUGCUGCUGGUGAAGAGGAGAUACCUGCAGAAGAUGAAGGAGCCACAGAAGGGGAAGAACCUGCAACAGAAGAGGGAGGAGAUACCGAAGAACCCACAGAGGGUGAUGGAGAAGAUGCAGGCGGAGGUGAGGAAGGUGCUGAGGAAGGUGCUGAAGAAGGUGCCGAAGAAGGGGAGGAACCUGCAGCAGAAGAGGGAGGAGAUACCGAAGAACCCGCAGAGGGUGAUGGAGAAGAAGCAGGGGGAGGUGAGGAAGGUGCCGAAGAAGGUGCUGAGGAAGGUGCCGAAGAAGGUGCUGAGGAAGGUGCCGAAGAAGGUGCUGAGGAAGGAGCCGAAGAAGGUGCCGAAGAAGGUGCUGAAGAAGGUGCUGAAGAAGGUGCCGAAGAAGGUGCUGAAGAAGGAGCUGAAGAAGGUGCCGAAGAAGGUGCUGAGGAAGAAAGUGGAGGAGACUUAGUUGAGGGAGGAGGAGAUGAGGAAGCCGGUGCCGGAGAGGGCGAAGUCGAUGUGACUGAACCUGCUCCUGUUAACCCAAAACCAAAACCUGGCAAAGGAAAGGGAAAAGGUAAAGGAAAAGGCAAGGGAAAAGGCAAAGGAAAAGGCAAAGGAAAGGGUAAAGGAAAAGGCAAAGGUAAGGGCAAAGGAAAAGGCAAGGCCAAGGGAAAAGGCAAAGAAAAAUCUAAAAAGGAAUAAAAACAAUACCUCAAAACAAAUAUAAUAAACCCAAAAACAAAACUAAGAAAUGAUAUAAAUUUGAAAUAAAUCUAAAAAAGUUUAAACAUAAUUGAAUUGGAAAAUAAAUAAAAACUUAAUAAUAACUAUUAUUUUGACAUACUUAAUAGACUAAUAAUAGACUUCAAGCAAAUACUAUGUAUCGAUGCUUAUUUGUCUUUUUAUUUCAAAAAUUUUAUUAAUACGUCAAUUUCUUGCUGUUUCCAUAUAUUUCACCUUGCU
Molecule: messenger RNA, 1008 nt
Organism: Stomoxys calcitrans (stable fly)
Lineage: Eukaryota; Metazoa; Arthropoda; Insecta; Diptera; Muscidae
Exons: 2
Coding region: 16-747 (243 amino acids)
Source: RefSeq, a predicted model, not a curated record